This is a messenger RNA of Apis mellifera (honey bee), 1473 nucleotides long. RefSeq names its product IST1 homolog (gene Ist1). Bases 303 to 1376 code for a protein of 357 amino acids. Gene Ontology annotation, biological process: protein transport. The transcript is spliced from 6 exons. NCBI's taxonomy places the organism in Eukaryota, Metazoa, Arthropoda, Insecta, Hymenoptera, Apidae. The record is from RefSeq and is a predicted model, not a curated record.
AAUAUGUUAAGUAUCUAUAACUGUGCCUUAUUUUAAGAUCAUAUUGAAUUAUUUUUUUAUUUUUUAUUUGUAUUAUUUUAUAUUUGUUUUAGUUUUAAUUAGAAAAUUAUAUAUAUAUUUUUUAAAUUAUAAAUAAGAAUAAAUACUUCAACAUUAUAUAUAUAUUCACCUAUUAGAAUCAUACAUUUGAUCUUAUGAACUGUCACUGAUCAGUUUUCAAGUAACCUAUAUUAUAUUGCUACAUAAAGGCAUGAAAAAUUAUUUGAAUUUCUUUUUCAUUUGUAACAAAUUUCAUUAAAGAAAUGUUUUCGAGUGGACCAAAUUAUACCAAAUUAAAAACACAUUUACGUCUAACAAUAAAUCGGCUUAAAUUGCUCGAAAAAAAAAAAACUGAACUUGCCCAGAAAGCACGAAAAGAAAUAGCUGAUUAUCUUGCUGCAGGAAAAAUUGAAAGGGCAAAAAUACGCGUUGAACAUAUUAUUAGAGAAGACUAUAUGGUUGAAGCAAUGGAAUUGCUCGAAAUGUAUUGUGAUCUCUUACUUGCACGUUUUGGACUUAUUCAACAAAUGAAAAAUUUAGAUGAAGGUUUAGCAGAAGCUAUUUCUACGAUAAUUUGGGCUGCUCCUAGAAUACAAACUGAUGUUCAAGAAAUUAAAGUAAUUGCUGAUAUUUUAACAUCAAAAUAUGGAAAACAAUAUACAGAAGCAUGUAGAGAAGAAGCAGUACAAACUAUUUCUGAAAAAUUGAAACAUAAAAUGAGUGUGCAAUCACCAUCUAAGCUUCUUGUAGAAAAAUAUCUUAUAGAAAUUGCAAAAAAUUAUAAUGUUGAAUAUGAACCAGAUCCACAGGUAAUGAUAGAAGGUCAAGAUGCUUUAUUAAUAGAUGUUGAAAAUAAUACAGAAAGGAAUAAUUUAGACAUAGCUUCUGGAGGCAUAACUAUACCACAGCCUGUUGGAUUUAUUGGUUUUCCUCAACCUCCUUUAUUACCAAAUCCUGUAUUUAAUUUAAUUAAUUCAGAAAAAGGAACUAUAGGAUUUGUAACUCCAACAACUUUAGAAAAUAAAGAUCAAAAUGUUCCUUAUAAUCCAAGUAAUGUUUUGUAUAACAUUCCUUUAGAUAAUUCUAAUGGAAACAAAUCUGAAAAUAAUCAACAAUCACCUCUAUAUGAAUCAUUUCCACCUGAUUUAAAUAAACAGUCUGACCAGAAACCAAAACCUCAACCGCGAUCGAAAAUGCCGAUGAAUGAUUUUCAGCUUCCAGAUUUACCAACUGUGCCAUCGGAGAAUAAUUUACCAUCAAAUAAUCCAUCUACUAGCGAAGAUAUUGAUUUUGAUGAUUUAAUGAAACGCUUUGAAGACUUGAAGAAAAGAAAGUAAUUUCUUAAUUGUUUUAAGAUGCAUUACAUAUAUCUUAUAGUACAACAACAAUAUAAUGUAGGUAUAAAUAAAAAUAAUUAUUAUUAUUUUAAUGCUA